Paramecium pentaurelia is the source of this 523-nucleotide messenger RNA. The record is from the annotation of a GenBank genome assembly. NCBI's taxonomy places the organism in Eukaryota, Ciliophora, Oligohymenophorea, Peniculida, Parameciidae.
AAUGGAUCCAGUUCCCCCUAAAGUUAUAGUUGAUAUACCUAAAUUCACAGUGAUGGGAAUUAGCAGAAGAGUUCAUUUUGCAAGUGAGGCCAAUCCUGACACAAAUGUGUAUAUAAGAACUUUCAAAGAAUAUUUUGAAAAGAAGAUUAGUGAAGCAAUCCCUAAUCGUGAAAUCCCAGGAAGAACUUAUUGUCUUUAUUAUGAUUUUCAAGAUGUGUAAGAUAAAUCGAAAUUUACUUUAUCUAUAUUGGUUGGGGAAUUAGUCACAAAAGUUGAUUAAGUACCUGAAGGUUUGGACAUUUUUGAGGUUCAGGAUGCAACAUAUGUAUGUUUCAAAGGAGGUUCAGGAGCCAUACCAGAAGCUGCAAGAGAUACUUGGAAGAAAUUGUAUCUUAUCAAGUUAGAUGAGUGGGGAUACAAAAGAAGUUAUAAAACAGAAUUUGAGUUGUAUAGAGAAGGUUAAAAUGAUAUUGGAAAUAUGGAAGUUGAAUUGCACAUUGGAAUAUAACAGAUAUAAAAUUGA